Messenger RNA from Closterium sp. NIES-65, 897 nucleotides. Lineage: Eukaryota; Viridiplantae; Streptophyta; Zygnematophyceae; Desmidiales; Closteriaceae. The record is from the annotation of a GenBank genome assembly.
AUGUCCAUGCUUCUCCUAACGUCCUCAUGCAGCCGCUCCGGCUCCCUCCCCUUCAGCUACCUCCUCCGCCCUUCCCCUCGCCUCUUCACCUGGUGGGGAGGGUUACCUGGUGGGAAGGGUUACCUGGUGGGGGGGGGGGGGGUACCUGGGGGGGAGGGUUACCCUUUUUACUCGAAUCAUGGAGAUGGUUACCUGGAAGCAAGAGCCGCAUACUUGGUGGGCAGGAUGAGUCACUUGCUGUGUGGAAGCAGGGCGAGCAGUCGACCUGUUUCGGCCACUGCUGGUAGCACCCUGCCCUUUGAUGAUGUGAUGCCACCUGGUGGGAUGUUGAGGGGAGGCAUUAUGGCAUGGAAGGGUGGAGGCAUGGAUGGAGGCAUGGAUGGAGGCAUGGAGGGAGGCAUGGAUGGAGGCAUGGAUGGAGGCAUGGAUGGAGGCAUGGAUGGAGGCAUGGAUGGAGGCAUGGAUGGAGGCAUGGAUGGAGGCAUGGAUGGAGGCAUAGAUGGAGGCAUGGAUGGAGGCAUGGAUGGAGGCAUAGAUGGAGGCAUGGAUGGAGGCAUGGAUGGAGGCAUAGAUGGAGGCAUGGAUGGAGGCAUUGAUGGAGGCAUAGAUGGAGGCAUGGAUGGAGGCAUGGAUGGAGGCAUGGAUGGAGGCAUGGAUGGAGGCAUGGAUGGAGGCAUGGAUGGAGGCAUGGAUGGAGGCAUGGAUGGAGGCAUGGAUGGAGGCAUGGAUGGAGGCAUAGAUGGAGGCAUGGAUGGAGGCAUAGAUGGAGGCAUGGAUGGAGGCAUUGAUGGAGGCAUAGAUGGAGGCAUGGAUGGAGGCAUGGAUGGAGGCAUGGAUGGAGGCAUGGAUGGAGGCAUGGAUGGAGGUAUGGAUGGAGGUAUGAAUGGAGCACUCUGA